Messenger RNA from Physella acuta, 597 nucleotides. RefSeq names its product scavenger receptor class F member 2. Lineage: Eukaryota; Metazoa; Mollusca; Gastropoda; Physidae. Gene Ontology annotation, molecular function: scavenger receptor activity. The record is from RefSeq and is a predicted model, not a curated record.
ACGGGCCCAACUUGUGAACUAGUCUGCGAGCCGUAUUAUUUUGGUAAAAAUUGCUCGUCGCGUUGCAGUGAGAACUGUAAAACAGAGAUAAGAAAUAUCGAGUUAUCUCCCUGCCAUUUUGAGACUGGAACUUGCGUUCUUGGAUGUCAGGCUGGUUACCUUGGUCCUUACUGUUCUCAGGCGUGUGGACCAACAUACUACGGUAAUGACUGCAGUCAGAGGUGUAGCCAUAGAUGUGCCAGACAAAUGUGUAACCACAUCAGUGGCGAGUGUGAGGAUUGUUCUAGCGGUACUUGCGUACAAGAGUGUUCCCCUACGUAUUAUGGUGUGGGUUGUCUAAAAACAUGCUCAGAUAACUGCGCCAACAGAUUGUGUAACAAUACUGAUGGUCAAUGUCUGAGUUGUGUCCCUGGAAGAGCUGGAGACUACUGUGAAAAUAUUACAGACUGUACUGAGAUGUUUUAUGGGAUAAACUGUACAGAAAGAUGUAGCAACAGUUGUCUCAAUGCCAAGUGUGACAGUAAAAAUGGCGACUGUCUUAGCUGUCCACCAGGGGAAAGUCUGGAGUUUUGUGUAAUGAUGGUGGGUAGCACAUAA